UACACCGUUUGCCGGGGCACUGUUUCCAAUCUCUGCGGGAAAAGGAAGAUUCAGCGUUGCAAGAUUGGAGCGCAACUUUUGUGCAAGAUGCAGGGGGUCUCAGCCACUGAUCUUCCUCCCUCUUCCCUGCAAUACCCUUGUGGAUCAGUGGAUUACCUUUGUUCCCCGCGGCUGGUAAAGAAAGGUCCUGCCCCCAGACCAUGUCCCAACCGGCCCGCCGUCAAGCCUCGCCCCCAACCCACCACCUCACCCAGACUGUCAACCGCACAGAAACCUCAAGUGCCCCCUAAACCUACGCACCUGUUGGCCCUUGGACAAGACAAGAAACCCAAGAGGAUUCCCCCGGCACCCUCCAGGCCACUGCCGGCACCCCCUCCUCCACCCAAACCAAAGCCUGGUCAGACCUCCCCUGGCCCGGUGACACAACCCCAGAGAGAAGCCCAGAAGGUGGGACUGCUCAUCGAGAGGUUUGAGAGCUCCAGGGUUCCUAUCCUGGGGGUGGUUCCAAGGAGCCAGCUGCACCUGUGUCUAAGAAUGGACACCGCGUCCGACACCACGUCCCCCUGCAUCCAGGACUCUACAGGGGCAAAGGGCUCCCGGGAAUCCUCCAUCUCUUCAUCUUCCUUUGUAGACAAACCUGCACUAGGCACCUCAGAGCAGAUUGACGAGGUGACAGAACUCUCCUGUCUGGCCUUGGUGAACAUGGACGGCCCGGAUGAUGUCUCGCUGGACCACUGUCCAGACGACGACAUCACGCACAGCGUUGGUUGCCUUGACAACGCGGAGCAGGGGGAGGGCUCCCCCCGUGAGCUCCAGGACAAUCCGGACUCCUCGGAGCCGAACGGGAACGGAAAGAUUCCCAACCGGGACAGUGGUAUCGACAGCCCGUCGUGCACCGCAGAAGAAGUGUUCCCCAACGAGGACGCCAUUGACGAGGAGGACCACUAUGACAGCGUCACCGAAACGGAGAGUGUGUCCUGCUGUGUCACCCUGGGCAACAAGCGCGACUCGACGCAGGAUGAGGACAGUGACCUGGACGAAGGGAGCAGUGGAGAGAUAGAGGGAGUGGACAAGACGGACUCACACUCGGAGGCACACAAGUGCUCAGAGGCACAGAAGAUCCUGAACAUCGCUAGAGAGCUUCUCCAUACUGAAGAGGCCUACGUCAAGAGAAUCAACCUCCUCGACCAGGUAUUUUGCACUAAGCUGACAGAAGCUGGAAUCCCUCAGGACGUCAUUACAGGGAUCUUCUCCAACAUCUCCUCCAUCUACUGCUUCCAUGACAAGUUCCUUCUCCCUGAACUCAAGACACGCAUCACUGGAGAAUGGGACUCCAACCCUCGUUUUGGCGACAUUCUUCAGAAGCUGGCUCCAUUCAUGAAGAUGUACGGGGAAUAUGUGAAGAACUUUGAUCGAGCCAUGGACUUGGUCAACACCUGGACACAGCGUUCACAUCAGUUCAAGAGUGUGGUCCAGAAUAUACAGAAACAGGAUGUGUGCGGGAACUUGACAUUGCAGCAUCACAUGCUGGAGCCUGUCCAGAGGAUCCCACGUUACGAGCUGCUGCUCAAAGACUACCUGAAGAAACUUCCUGAUGAUGCACUAGACAGGAAGGAUGCAGAAAAAGCACUUGAGUUGAUAUCUACUGCAGCUAACCACUCCAAUGCAGCAAUCAGAAAAAUGGAGAAGAUGCACAAGCUGCUGGAGGUUUAUGAGAGGCUUGGGGGAGAAGAGGACAUAGUAAACCCAGCCAACGAGCUCAUCAAAGAGGGACACAUCAAGAAAAUGUCUGCCAAAAAUGGGACAGCGCAGGACAGAUACCUCUACGUGUUUAACAACAUGGUGCUCUACUGCGUGCCUAAACUCAGGCUGAUAGGACAGAAGUUCAGCGUCAGAGAAAGGAUCGACAUUGCUGGCAUGGAGGUGCAGGAGAACGUCAAACACAACCUCCCGCACACGUUCGCCAUUAUCGGAAAACGGCGCUCACUGGAGCUGCAGGCCAGGACAGCAGAGGAGAAAGAAGAUUGGAUCCAGGUGAUUCUGGCCACUAUCGACAGGCACAAACAGAACAGCGAAACGUUCAACAAAGCUUUCAACAGCUCCUUCUCCCGUGAGGAUGACCACCAGCCUGAGUCACCGGGCCCCUGGAUUAACACGUCCAUUGACUCAGAUGGUGAAAGGCUGCAUGAGAGGAAGAGUUCCAGGAAGAAGGAGAAGGAGAAGCAGACUUGCAAGGGCUGCAAUGAGAGCUUCAAUUUCACCAAGCGUAAACACCACUGCAAGUCCUGCGGAGCGGCCAUCUGUGCAAAAUGUUCCAAGACCUUGGACAACAAGACAAGCAGAGUGUGUCCGGAGUGUUUUGAAGCCAGCCUCAGUCUGGAGGGGUUAAUAGGCGGUACUGAACAAAAGAAGAAAGCUGCCCUUGAGAGACAGAUUUCACUGACAGGGGAGAACUGUCUGUACUGUGGCCACCUCCAACUGCAGGAGAAGGGGAAGAGCUGGACCAAGAUGUGGGUGGCUGUCACCAAGGCUGAACCACUGGUGCUUUACAUGCAAAGCAGCGGUCAGGACUCCAAGGGGGCGCGGGCGGUUCCUUUGCCGGGGUUCGAGGUGAAUGUGGUCUUGCCAUCAGGGGCCGAUAAGUCAGAGGUCAAACACGUGUUCCGGCUGAGUCACAUCCAGCAAGCUUUGCACUUCAGCGCCCCGGAUGCCGAGCUGCAGGCCAAGUGGGUGGACCUUCUCUCCAAAGCCGUCCGUGGAGAGACGCCCACGGAUGCGCCCGUCAGCCUGAAUGAGGACAGGAAGAGCCAAUAGAGCGGCCGAGUCGAGGCCCCAGGACUCUCUCCCCUUCCCACCCUCCUCCUGUGUACAGAGCACACAUUACUUGAAUUCACUUUACCUUGGCACUUUUUGUUUUUUUUCCCCCCCUUUGAAAAGGACCACUCGUUCCCUCAUAUGCCACUUCACCCACGUCCUCGCGAACCACACAGCUGCUUCUUCUCUCCCCGUCCCGCCGUCUCUCUACAACUCUCCCGAGCGCCACAUCGCUCUCUCGCACCGACGCGCAUGAACAAGGACUCGUGCCACCAAGUCCCCUCUGCCAUUUUGUGUGUGACGACGUUUCGUUAUAUUUUAUUUCUCUCGGGCCAUCAUCCAUCAGCUGCGAGGAGCAGAGAAAAACUUCCUCGAAUUUGAUUUGUAAUAUAGUUGAAGAAGGCAUUUAUGAUGCUUCCUUUGUAUUUUUUUUUUAAGAUGAAGUUACUUGUACAUUAUGCGACUGUGUUGUGAAGCAUUAACUCCUAUAUGUCUGUCUUUCCAUUUUUGUGUGUGUGUGUGUGUGCGUGUGUGUGUGCGCGUGUGUGUGCGCGUGUCUGUUUUACACAUUUUACAUAUGUGAGCAUGUGUUGUUCCUGUGAUUAUUGUUUUUUUUUUCAGUAUUGAAUGUUAGUGUAAAAACCCUGCGCCUCCUCUCUACUCUCUCCAUCCCUGCUCGGGUCACAGUGGCAGCUCAGCGGGUAUUGUACAGUGUGUAUACUAUAGUGUGUUGUAAGGAAACAAAGGAGAGAAAAAAAACAUUUUAACUUAAAUGAUACAGAGAUGUGUACGCUUGUGGCUGGCCACCUGAUGCUCCCACUAUCAUCUUAUGGAUUCGUCCCCCUAAACCCUUCCUCCAUAUUACUCGCUGUUAUGCCGAGUCCCUCCCUAUGCGCUCUUUGAGCUCCGAGACCUCCAAUCUGAGUCGGCCUCCGUUCAGACCCAUCUAUUUCUCCCGUUUCGUUGUCUCAGCUCAUACGGUUAAGGCGGCGGAUUACGUGGGCCUUGUUUCUGACCCCUGUGCCGCAGGUUGAGUCUCUCAGCCUAUAUUUGUACACAUGGUAAAUAAAUCCACUCCAAGUAGUUGUCUCUCAGUUCUCUCUCUCCCACUCCCAUAUCAGCUAUUGGCCUGCUUCACCCCCUUUGGUGAUAUGUGAGGAUGUACUGAGUACUGUACUGUAAGACUAUUUGCUCCUCCCCCCUGUAGCCUGCUCCCCUCAGCACCAGUCUCUAAGCAAAGUAGCAAAAGCUCGACAUUGGAUCUCUGUGUGCAUGUGAACCCACUCAUAUUUAUGUACCGUGCUCUGAAACCUCGCCAAGCCCCCCCCCGCCCCUUCCUUCUUCCCCCCCUUUUUCGCUCCAAAAUGCAUUCUUGGUGUACUGUAAGUGAACGAAGUCAGUAUUUUGCGUGUUUUAACCUGGAUUGUGCACAGUGGAAAAGCAGUCAAGCAUA
Messenger RNA from Lampris incognitus (smalleye Pacific opah), 4267 nucleotides. RefSeq names its product faciogenital dysplasia (gene fgd). The record is from RefSeq and is a predicted model, not a curated record. Lineage: Eukaryota; Metazoa; Chordata; Actinopteri; Lampriformes; Lampridae. Gene Ontology annotation, cellular component: cytoplasm. Gene Ontology annotation, biological process: cytoskeleton organization; filopodium assembly. Gene Ontology annotation, molecular function: guanyl-nucleotide exchange factor activity; metal ion binding. The transcript is spliced from 19 exons. Bases 88 to 2814 code for a protein of 908 amino acids.